AUGACUCUCGUCAAGCUCUGCUUCACUCCUGCACUGCUGCUGCUGCUGCUGCCGCCGCUGGCGCUCGCCCAUCCGCUCGGUCAACCUGCCACCAUUAAAGAGCCAGCGACGGACUCCUGUCUUUUAUACGCUCAGAAUCUCCUCCACAACAUCACUGCUGCACUCGCACAGAAAGACCUGUUCAAUGGAUUCAGCUGCUCAGGGAAGAACAUGGAGCUGAACGAUGAGACCAGGACAGCGGCUGUGUGUGCACCCAAGGGAUCGACAUGCUCUGGAAGGACUGACUCCAAAUUUGACCAGGACUCGUGUGUGACAGAAAUUGGAAAAGAUCUCACACAUUACUACAGGUUCUUCACAGCUCAGCCAAACAACAUCUUCUUGAGUGAGAAAGUUCUUCCGGGUCUCGGGGAGCUCAUGACGGCUGCUGCAGACGCGGCGAGCAGCUACGACAAGAGGCUCAAGCUGUGCAAAGUGCUGCGGGGCUUCCAGGUCCGCCUCAUCACCAUCAACAGGGCCCUGGGGUACAUGAAGUCCGGAGAACACAUGAAAUGA
Salarias fasciatus (jewelled blenny) is the source of this 552-nucleotide messenger RNA. Its product is annotated as interleukin-12 subunit alpha-like. Bases 1 to 552 code for a protein of 183 amino acids. The record is from RefSeq and is a predicted model, not a curated record. The transcript is spliced from 6 exons. Lineage: Eukaryota; Metazoa; Chordata; Actinopteri; Blenniiformes; Blenniidae.